This is a messenger RNA of Lepus europaeus (European hare), 4701 nucleotides long. RefSeq lists its product as uncharacterized. The transcript is spliced from 3 exons. The coding region runs from base 1 to 4701 and encodes 1566 amino acids. The record is from RefSeq and is a predicted model, not a curated record. NCBI's taxonomy places the organism in Eukaryota, Metazoa, Chordata, Mammalia, Lagomorpha, Leporidae.
AUGUUGCUGCCGCUACUCGGCACCUGUGCUUUGGUGGGGCCAUUCUAUGGCCCUGAGUGGGAGCCAGUGCGGGACCUGCUUUCCCAGAACCGCAGCUGCAGGGACCCUCGGUGCCGUGGCAACCUGCUCAUCCUCUGCCUCUUUCUGGUUUGGCAGGUCCAGCACUAUUGGUACAAGGUCACCAGGACUCGUUCCAGUGUGAGGAAGGUCAUCAAGGUGCCACCAGAGAAAGGGGUAGUGCCCUCGACAAGACGUGAAACUUUCUUCAGACUGAAUCCUGAAGCCUUCAGUUCUGGACAGUUCAGGGGCCUGGAUGCUCAUGUCCAGCAGUGGGCACACAGGCAGAGAUGGGGCUCCCGGAGAAGCCUCCCGAAGUCAUGGACCCAGUACCUCGUCUCUCAGCAGCAUCCGUGUCAGGGGCCCCCGUGGGGUGUCCGCUCCCUCUCUGAGCCCACCUUUUGUACCACCUCUUUCUCAAGCACCUGUCUGCUCUCUCAGGACAGUUCCUGGGAAGCACGGCGGGGACCCUGGUAUCUCAGUGAUGGCCAAACUCGUCCUGCCUUGGACAUUUGCCAAAGGAAGGAGCAGUUGUUGGUUCAUUCCCAGGAAAGGCUGGUGCCGCUGGAGUCUGUUGUCGGCAUGAGGUCCCUCCCCACCUCCAUGACCUUAGCCAUCUCUCUCCCAAAUCUUCCUUCAGCUCACAGGCUACAGUUCUGCCCCAGAGAAUUCCUGCCUGAUCUUUCCAACCAACCACUGGGAAUGUCUACCUGGGAGUGCCGGGACUGCCCGCAAGAGGCUGGGGCAGCAGGGAAUAAAACCCAGACGAUAAGCAGAGAGGAUGGUGGAGAGACACAGGCUCCAGAGUGGGCAGACCAGAGAGAGAACACAGAGGGGGUUGCUUGGGAAAUUCAGGCAUCUGGGGGUCGACUUCCAGUAGACUUGGGAAUGGAGAGUGUUGUAGAGCCCAGGAUCCCAGAAUGUGGAAACCAGAGACUGGAAAUAAAUGGAACUGAUGGAGAGAUCCUGAUACCAGAGCAGGAAAAUCAGGAGCAGAUGAGAGUUGAGGAUAGAGCCAAAAAUGAGGAACCAAAGAAGAGAGUCCAUGAGGAGGCUGGAGCUAAGAAUCUUCCUGAAACCCAGGCACAUAUGGGAGAGAACCAAGAACAGAUCACAUGUAAAACUGAUGUACAGACUCAAACACCAGAGUGGGGCAACUGGGAUAAGAAUGGAGUUGAGGAUGCUGUGGAGACCGAGGUAGUCAAGGGGAAUAACAAGGAAGAGGCCGGAGGAGGCCAUGGAGAGCUCCAGGCCCAAGGACGGGGGAAGCAGGGCCAGCGUGGAGGUGAGGGUGGUGAGGAGACCCAGAUGCCAGAGGAGCGGAAGCAAGACCAGGGUAGAGGCGAUGCUGGAGCCAGAGUUCAGGCAGAAGAGGGGAGAAACAAGGACCGGGCUGGAGGUGAGGAUGCUGCACAGACCCCGACAUCCAGGAAGGAGAACCUGGGAGAAGUCAAACGAGAGGAUGAUGGAGAGAGCCAGGCCCUGAAGUGGGAGGAACAGGAGCACAACAGAAGCAAGACCGUUCCAGAGAGCCAGACACCAGGAGGGGAGAGGCAGCGGCAGGGUGGAAGUGAGAAAGCCGGAAAGAUCCAAGUCUCUUGGGCAGAGAACCAGAAAACGUCAAAACCUGAAAUUCAAGUUGAGUGGGAAAGCCGGGGUCUGGGAAGAGGGGAGGGUGCUGGGGAAACGCAGACAUGUAAGAGGGCAACGAUCAGGGAGAUCAGAGUGGAGGACUGGGUGGUGAUCCGGGCACCAUGGUGGGGAAACCAGAGACUAGUGGCAAGCAAAAUUGACAGAAAGUACAAGAUGCCAUGCUGUGGGGAUCAGAAGCGGAUUGAAGGUGAGCUCACAGCAGAAAUCCAGGCACUAGAGAAAGAAGAACAGAGAAAGUACAGGUGUGAGGAUGGUACAAGUACUUCGGCACCCCCGGCUAAAAUCCAGGGACAGUUAAGAUGUGAAACUGCCGUGGAGGUCCAUCCAGCAGGGCAGAGGAACAAGGAGUGGUUUGGAGAUGAGAACGGAACAGACAGUCAGGUACUACAGAAGAGAGAUGAGAGAGGGGUUAGAGGCAAGGAUGGUACAGAGACCCAGGAACUUGGUGAAGAAAAUCGGCGUCUGUUAGGAAGCAAAUUGCAUGCAAAGAUUGAUCUACCAAAGUGGAAGAAUCAAGAACAUGCUAGAGGGACAGAUGGUGCCAAUCCCCACACAUCUGAGGUGGAGAACUGGGGAGAAGCAACACGUAAAAUUGAUGGAGAAACCCACUCAGCAGCGUGGAAGACAGAGGAGCCGGUAGGAGGUGAGAGUGUUGCCGAGAGUCAAAUACAAGGGAAGAGAAACCCAAGACAGGCUGGAGGAGAGCAUGGCACGGGGACCUGGGCCCCCGGGGCGGGGAACCAGAGGCAGUUAGGAAGUGACACUGCUGGAAAGAUCCAUUUACCAGGGUGGGAGAACCAGGAGCAGAUGGGAGAUACGGAUGGAGCAGAAAUUCAGGUUCCAGAGAAGGAGAAAUGCAGAGAACCUGGGGGUGAGCAUGACGUACAGCCUCAGAGGCCUGAGAGAGAGAACCAGGGACAGUCUGAUGGUGAAAAAGGAGGGAGCCACUCCCCAGGGAGGAGGAGAUGGGAGAAGACUGCAGAAAAUCAGGCAUCAGAGAAGAGAAGCCAGAGAGAGGCUCGGAGGAGGAUACAGAGACUUCGGAGAAAGAACCAGAGCCUGCCAGGAAGUGAAGCUAGCGGGAAGACCUGCUCAUCAGUGUGGGAGAGCCGGGGACGUACUGCAGGUGGGAAUGGUGCACAAACUCAGCCGCAAGGGAGGAGGAUCCUGAGAGGGACAACGGGUACUGGCGGCACAGUGACCCAGGCACCGGGAGCAGACGGCCAGGGGCCAUUAGGAAGUGAAAUCGAUGAGGGGGUCCAGACACAAGGACAAGGAAACCAGAACAAGGGUGGAGAUGACGAUGCUGUAGAAAUCCAGGAAGCAGGGAGCCAGAGAGAGCACAGAACGGGGGAUGCUGGAGCGCCGCGAGCACCCAGAACAGGAAACAGGGACCGAGUCGGAGCAGAGAGCUCCUCGGGGGCCUGCCGCCAAGUCGACUCUUCUGGGGGUGAGGGGCCCACGGGCAGGAAGCGCAGCCUGGCACGGACCCCAGGCUUCCCUGGCCCUGGCUAUGCACCAGAGGCUGUGAAGGCUUCCACUUCUGCUCCCUGGGCUGAGAUGAAGCCUCUCCCCUGCUGGGGUGAGGCCUUCCUGCUGGCCGGUGGGGAGGGAGAGCAUCUGGCCAGCCAGGGCUCGGCCCCUGUCAGUGAGCUCAGAUCAGCCUCCCAGCACCUCCAACCCGAAUCCCAGAGACAACAAAGCGACAAACAGAUGGAUCCAGAGAAGGCCUCCAGCCGGAAGCAGCAGCUGAGGAACCCUGAGAGUCUGGCUGCCCCCUCGGGCGUAUGCUCUGGCUGCCCCUGUCUCCUAGGUGACCAACCCCGGCCAGCUGCCACUGCCCUCAACGUCCCACCCAAGUGGCCAGUACUCAAGAAGAGCAAACGGCUGCUCCUGGAGUCCCUCAUGAGGCGAAGGAUUGCACACCUGCAGUGGGGCCUCCCCAGGCGGAUCCUGGAAUCCUAUUUGCUCUAUAACUUCUUUGGAUCUUGCUCAGUGCCUCUGGCUGGGGUGAGGCCCUCUGGGUUACGUAUAGGCCAGGAGCUCCAGGGACAGCAGGAAAGGCGCUGUGAAGCCCAGGGCGCCAUGUUAGCCAUUAAGUCUCCAAAGAGGCCCCAGAGGCUUCAAUCCCCAGAAAGAAGACGCUCAGAACUUCCUGCCCAGGCCACAGCUCUGGAGAAAGACAGGCUAAAGCCAGUGGGCAUUUCCAUCCCACCUCCAAAGCCCAGGAGAUCCAGGCCACCAGGGGGCACCAGAGAACCACAAGUGAUCCAGGAAGUGCUUCCUGGGGCCAAGCUCCCUGCUCCCAGCUUCAAGUCUGCAGCAGAGACCAGGAGCUGGUGUGGCCCAGAAAGGGUCCAAGAGCCUUGCAGUGAGAACAGCAGGAACACGGUCAGGCCAGAGAUCUCCCGGGUGGAAGCAAGGGCUCCCAGGAGAGGGAGGACCUUGUCUUUUGGGGCAGGCCACGAUCCGUGGAGGAAGGAGCACAUAUCCUGGGGAGCCUAUAAGCCCUCGAGACUCAGAUACCAGCAGCUCACACCCUGGAGAAGAGGAAGCCUGUCUUCUGUGCAGGGCAGAGGGGCUGGGCAGAAGCCUGCUUCCCCUUCCCCAAACAGCCCCAGCUUCAAAGGGAGUCUCCACGCUGCUGCAGCCAGGCUGAGCGUGACCCUCCUGAGCAAGAUGUCCUGGUCCCCACGGCUGGCCAAGCCCCAGCCCUCGGCCCCCAGCCUCAGCCCCAAGGACCCCGAGCCUGAGUCCGCCCUGCUUCCCAAAGCGGAUGACCCUCACGCAGGGGAGGACAGCGCCCGAGUCCACACUGCUGCAGCGGGGGACCUCCAGCCGCCAGGCCGCACGCGCCGCGGCCUCGAGGGCAGCCCUGGCCCGGGCUUGCAGGCCUCUCGGUCGGUCGGCGCAGGCGCACUGCGCGUCCACGCCGAAGGCCCUCAGGUGCGCUUGCGCACAAACUGCGCGGGAAAAGGUGCGGCCGCCUGA